CGUAAAGAUAUCAGGUCAAGUUAUUGUAGGGUUUAGGAUAGACAAGGAAGUGAUAGAUAGAGAGAGAUAGGACGAGCGUGAAAGAUCAUUCGAGAUGACGGGAAAUGCGAAUAAACGUCAGUCGUGUUGGAUUAAUCAACGGAAGAGCAUGACACCGUGUGUUCCUUAAUUUCUUGAAUCCGAAAGGUUGCUUUAAAGGAUGGUUGCUUGGCCAGAUCACGACAAUGGCGCAGUUGGACGAAUCUACGCAUGGGUUAGCCCACGUUCAUGUUACACACGGUGGUAAGGGUUAAGUUUAUCAUCAGCGAACCGGUUCAGCAGUUUCCACCGUUUUUGAAGGGAGAUCACACUUGUUGGUGUGAGUAAUGACAAGCGACGCGAUGAAAUGGCGGAAACGUGAAUCAACGUGUUAACUGAACAAAGGUUCCUGAUUACACAAAAGUCGCGUUGUUAAUCUACUUGCAUAUUGUUUAAUUACGGCUUGUCAAUUAAACUACGGAGAUAACAUUUAUAAAGUUACAAUCAUGCCAAGAAACUUGCGGGAUUCCGGGUGGAUGGUGGAGGAUGACGACGAGCAUAGUGUGUGUUCGUUCAAACCAGGAAUAGAGGAAGCUUCAGCAUUUCCCUCGCUUUCAUUUUCUUCGCUACAAGUUGGGGAAUGCAAAGCCUUAGACGGAGAGGAGGAAAUUGGCAAAAUUUCCUUCAAUAGAUGGCGUGAGAUCCUCGAAUCGGGUAUGGCAUUAGCAGGCAUAAAGGAAGAGUCGACGAAGGCAAACAUUUUUAAAAUGAAAGCAGGCUCAAAAUUGCUUGACAUCUUGGACAACACAUCUAAUAAAGGCGGGCCUGAUGCCCUUACCCAGCCAUAUUCCAAUGCAAUUUAUCGCCUUGAGGAGUAUUUUGGUUCAAGGGAUUAUUUGCUAUUCCAGCGGCAGAAACUUCGAUCGUUGCCGCAGAAUAAGGACGAAUCUGACCUAAAAUAUGUGCGUCGUGUGUCAACUAUUGCCAAACUUUGCGGUUAUGUUCAUGACCAACUUGUCGAGACUGUAGCAGAUGUUUUACAGAACCAUGCCAGAAACCGUAAAGUCCGCGAAGUAGCCCGAAAAGCUGCCCGUAAAGGGAACUCUUUACAAGAGUUAUUGGACCGUGUGCGUACGGUCGAGAUUGAACAACAAGCAGAGGAAAAUUUUAGCAAGAAGUAUCCUACGGAAGAAGCUUCAAAUGUAUUGGCGGUGUCGUAUGGUGUUCCGGGUUCGAGCCGAGGAGAGAUUCGAACAUCAACAUUCGGCUACAGAGGCAGAGGAUAUUUUCCGCGUAGCCGCGGAGGAUAUUCACGCAUGAGUGGACCCGUUUUGUCUUCAUCUAAACAGUGCUGGCGUUGUACGAGCACAGGUCAUCAACCGGAUCACUGUUUUGCCAUUGCGAAGUUUUGCCAUUUGUGCCGAGCUAAAGGGCAUAUUCAAAGAGCAUGUACGUCAUCUCGUGUUAAACGUGAAACCGGUAGAGAUCAAGAUGGUUCGCCCGCUUCUAAAAUUAGGAAAAUUGCAGCAGUUGCGUCCAACGACCAAGAAGAGGAAGCUACAACUCUUCAACUAAUUCCAGCAGUUUAUAAUAUCAACAUGCGUACGAGCAAUUAUUCAAUAUCAACUAGCUCAAGUAAGCUAUCGGAGCCAAAUAUUUUCGUCAGCCCAACAAAGGUAUCAAUGUGCGGGUUAGAUUCGUACGUGAUGUGUUCCUUGGAUUUCAAGGGAAUAGAAAGCGCAGGAUCAAUUACAUGUAUAGUAGCGGGUGUUGAGGUUAAGUUUUGA
Anopheles merus is the source of this 1805-nucleotide messenger RNA. RefSeq lists its product as uncharacterized. The record is from RefSeq and is a predicted model, not a curated record. The coding region runs from base 525 to 1805 and encodes 426 amino acids. Lineage: Eukaryota; Metazoa; Arthropoda; Insecta; Diptera; Culicidae. Gene Ontology annotation, molecular function: zinc ion binding; nucleic acid binding. The transcript has 3 exons.